AAAUUUCAACUUCCAUUCAAGAUUGGGUCAGCUAAAGUUCCGCUGCUCUCCGCUCCGACUAUUUUGAACCAGCUAGAAUGCUGGCAUUCUAUUUUUUAUUUUGGGUAAUUUCAAUUAUAAAUGGAGUAGUCUUGACACCUGAAAGAAACGGCGACUGGCACAAGCCCGGUUGCCACAAAGUGGGUCACACAAGAAAAGUAAGCAUACGGGACUGCGUGUCCUUUGAUAUCACCACCAACGCUUGUCGUGGCUUCUGCGAAAGCUGGGCCACUCCAUCCGACCCAAAAAACGCCCAAAUAACCCAGCCCGUGACAUCGGUGGGAACCUGUUGCAAUAUCAUGGAAACGGAACCAAUCGAAGUCAGAGUUUUAUGCAAGGAAGGCAUCCGCAGUUUCGUAUUCAAAAGUGCAGUCAAUUGCUCUUGUUAUCAUUGUAAAAAAGAUUAAUAUGAUGAAAAUGUGGGCAUUCGCAAGGGAACAUUUAUUCCGGUAUUUAUUUUAUGGUUUUGUUUUGCGCAAUUUUUUAUAUUUGUGACUUUUAAAGUUUAUCGGCACCUUUAUUUGUUAUUUUCACUUUGAAUAGGCAUAACUUUAUCAGAAUUUUUAACAUAAUCUGAAAGUACAUGACGCACAUUCCAUUUUCUAUAGUGGAAAUUAUUAUUAAUCCAAAGAUAUGCGAAUGCCCAUGUUCUGAAAAAAAUGUACUCCAUAAAUUUGUCAAUUUGUGAUUAGUUUAGUUAUUGAGAUAUUUACCAUUUAAGAAAAUAUAUUGUAAAUACAUACAUGAAAAUAUACUGACUGACUAAAUUUUCCGAUGUACUUAG
This is a messenger RNA of Ceutorhynchus assimilis (cabbage seed weevil), 823 nucleotides long. The record is from the annotation of a GenBank genome assembly. NCBI's taxonomy places the organism in Eukaryota, Metazoa, Arthropoda, Insecta, Coleoptera, Curculionidae.